Penicillium subrubescens is the source of this 1362-nucleotide messenger RNA. RefSeq names its product aldose epimerase family protein. The coding region runs from base 1 to 1362 and encodes 453 amino acids. NCBI's taxonomy places the organism in Eukaryota, Fungi, Ascomycota, Eurotiomycetes, Eurotiales, Aspergillaceae. The record is from RefSeq and is a predicted model, not a curated record. Gene Ontology annotation, molecular function: aldose 1-epimerase activity; carbohydrate binding. The transcript has a single exon. Gene Ontology annotation, biological process: glucose metabolic process; beta-D-galactose catabolic process via UDP-galactose, Leloir pathway.
AUGCGCAGCCUUCCCCUCGGCUGCAUCCGCUCAUUCCUCUGUCCGGCGCGUGUUACUCCUCGACUCCUCCUUGUUUACUGCUCCCUGUUCCUUACAGUCACUAUACUUUUGGGCGUCAGGAUGCAUUUCAAGUCGUACGUCGCUGCGGCCAUUUACGGUCUGCCUGUCCUCGCGAAUGCCGCGCCCUCUCCAGUUGCGGCCUCUUCGGAUGCCAGCUCCAAUGACGGGCACUUCAAGACCUACACGAUCAAGGCGGCGAAUAUCACUGCCACCCUGAUCCCGUACGGUGCGCGUCUAACUUCCCUCUUGGUGCCGGAUCGUCAUGGCAAAGAGCAGGAUGUUAUCCUUGGCUACGAUGACCCGAAACAAUACCUGCAAGACAGUGCAACAAACCGCACUUUCUUCGGUUGUGUCGUGGGUCGCUACGCGAACCGUAUCAAGAACGGAACUUUCACCAUUGAUGGUAAAGACUAUCAUGUUCCCGAGAAUGAGCAUGGUGGCCUCGACACCCUCCACGGCGGCAGCGUCGGUUAUGACAUGCGCAAUUGGACUGUCACGUCGCACACUGACUCCUCCAUCACCUUCACCCUCUUGGAUCAGGGCUUUGAGAACUUCCCUGGCGAUGUCAUCUCCCAUGCCACUUACAGUGUCUCCACCGAGAAGUCGGCAGAGAACCCCAAGGGUCUGCCCCAGUUGACCACCAAGCUUGUGUCGCUGGCCCUGACCGAGAAGACCCCUAUCAUGCUCGCCAACCACAUCUACUGGAACCUGAACGCGUUCAAGAACCCCACCAUCCUGAAUGACACCACCCUGCAGCUCCCCCUCUCCGAGCGCUUCAUCGUUGGAGAUGGCAUUCUCAUCCCAACCGGCGAGAUCGGCGACGUCGACACCGCCUACAAGGGCGCCCUUGACUUCACCGAGCCCAAGCUCGUCGGCAAGGACAUCGACAAGACCACCGGCCUGUGCGGCACCGACUGCACCGGUUACGACACCUGCUGGCUGGUGGACCGCCCCGUUGGCUAUGGUGGUGAGGGCGCAGUCGUCCCCACUGUUCGUGUCUCUUCCGAUACCACCGGUAUCUCCCUGGAGAUAGCCACCAACCAAGCCGCUAUGCAGAUGUACUCCUGCAACGGCCAGAACGGCACCAUCCCGACCAAGGAGUCCCAGGCCAAGCGUAACAAGGCCCAGGAUGGCCACCCUGGCGCUGCGUACGUUAACAAGUACGGCUGCAUCGUCUUCGAGACCGAAGACUGGAUUGAUGGUAUCAACCAGCCUCAGUGGGGUCGCCGCCCUUACCAGAUUGCUGGUCCUGAUGAUGGCCCCAUCGUCAACUUUGCUACUUACCAGUUUGGUACUAUCUAA